CAAAAGCCCAAAUGCACUUACCUAAACGACUGCGUAGAGACUCUCUCAUCUGAUUGAAGAUGAUAAACCUCAAGGAAUUGGUGUUAAACCCAUAAGAAGUUACAGAAGAAACAAUGGCCAUGGCUGCCACCACCACCACAACCAAUUUAGCUUCAAUCUUCUUAAAUACAACUACUUCUUCACUCUCACUUUUGUGGGUUUCGGCCCGAUGCAGGACUUCUUCCCUGACCACUUCCAGGCUCGUGAAUGUGUUAGCCACCUCCCAUAUCGACACCGGAAAACGGUACCAACACUCCUGGAAUUCACCUCGCAAUAGAACCCUGAUUAGAAGCUUUAGCUCUGAAUCCGCCGCUUCUUCAGAUGUUGAAUGGAAUCCAUACGCCGUUUCCUCUCACGGCAGCGCCCCUCAAUAUGGUCGCCUGCUUCCAUGCCCCUCUCAGAAUGGCGCACCAAGAGUGGAACAUUUAGUAGUUAAGGAAGGAGGGCCUGUGCUUCAGUUUAUCAGUAAAUCGUUAGAUCUUCCCCCACCGUAAGUUCUCUUCAUUUGCUGGACAGAACCCUGUUAUUUUAAUAGCUGCAUUGUCUGUUUAGUGAUUUAUGUUUCAUCUUGGAAGGUUUGUUUCAGAUCUUAUUCAUUUCGGGGCGGUUUAUUAUGCUCUGGUAUGUCCAAAGCCUCCUCCUACUGCUACACCAGAGCAAAUAAAAACAUAUGAAGAAUAUACAGCUCCAUCAGUUCUCAAAAAGAGAGCUUCCAUCAAAGGGAAAACCUUUAGAGAAGCGCAGAAAACUUUUAGGAUAACAUCUGUUGAUGAAUUUGUUGAACCAGGCACCUAUUUACGUGUUCAUGUGCACCCAAAACGCUUUCCAAGGUGUUAUGAAAUAGAUUGGCAAUCACGAAUUAUUGCUGUUACUGAAUCAUACGUGGUUCUGGACAAGCCAGCUGGUACUUCAGUCGGAGGAACAACAGACAAUAUUGAAGAAUCUUGUGCAACAUUUGCUACUCGUGCACUAGGAUUAGCUACUCCUUUGAUGACUACUCAUCAGAUUGAUAACUGCACUGAGGGCUGCGUUGUUCUAGCUAGAACGAAGGAGUAUUGCUCGGUUUUUCAUAAGAAAAUUAGGGAGAAAAAGGUGAAAAAGCUUUAUCUUGCUCUUGCUGCUGCUCCUGUGCCAAUUGGAAUAAUUACCCACUACAUGCGGCCAAUUAACAUGGCUCCAAGGCUUGUUUCGGAAGAUUUUGUUGAGGGAUGGCAUCUGUGUCAACUUGAGGUCUUAGAGUGCAAGAAAGUAGCCUGGCCUACUACUGAAGCAGAAAGCGAAUACGGGAUUGAGAAUUGCGGGUGGCCGCAUCAAGAAUUUGCAUAUGAAUGUAGGAUCAGCCUUCUGACAGGUCGAACUCAUCAGAUCCGAGCGCAGUUAGCUUCUUGUGGUUCUCCAAUUGUGGGUGACUCGAUGUACAUGCCUGCUGCUGCUGCUGAGAUGGCAAAUUCAGGGAUCAAUCCAUUACGAAAGAACAACAAACAUUUCACGAGUGGUUCUGAUAAAGUAGGGGCGAUCGAAGAGUGGAUAAAGCAGCACGGGAGAGAACCUGCAGUUGCAAUUGGUCUCCAGGCAUGUCAAAUUUCGUGGGAUGAUGGAGACCACUGUUAUGAAGCUGGAUCGCCUUGGUGGAGGUAG
Messenger RNA from Oldenlandia corymbosa var. corymbosa, 1677 nucleotides. The record is from the annotation of a GenBank genome assembly. Lineage: Eukaryota; Viridiplantae; Streptophyta; Magnoliopsida; Gentianales; Rubiaceae.